AUGGACAGCUCAACACCGUUGUCUCCUGUUCAAUCAAGCGACCCACCUUCAUCCCCUGCUCAAUGGAGCAGUCCUACAAUUCUAUCUUCUCCGGACUCCUCAAGUCCGUCUGAAAUGACACUCUGUAACUCAAGCCAAAGAUCAGGCUCCUCAGGCUCUUUAAACACCAUGAGCACAAUGUUAAAUACCUCAUAUCCAGGUGUUUCACAGGAUAGCAAACCUACACCUUCUGAAUAUCUUCCAUACCCCCCCAAUCCAUCUCCAUUGGAGCUUCGCUAUGCAGCUCGGGUGAUGAAGUCCAAAUUCCAACCGGAAUUCUCAUUGGAAGAAACACAGAAGCUUAAAGAACAGUUGGAGAGUGGCCUCUCCCAAAUGACAACUCCAACCUUGUACAAGGGAUACAAGGCCAAGCUCACAAGUCGCGAGGUCGCACGCCAACAUAUGGUAUUAGCAAUGUGGGAGAUUGAUGAAGUUGCGCAAUAUGAAGCAUUCCUCAUUAGCAUCUAUGGCAAAAACAAACGGCAGGUCAAGAUGGCGGAAGGGGAAUUGCAGGGCUUUAGAAAGAUAUUUUCUCAGCGUGGCCAGGCAGAACUUGAGGAUGAUAGGCGAUAUCUUCAAGCUGUCUAUGAGGACGAAUGCGAGAUCCUCCGUGUCACUAGUGCCCAAACUGACCAGGUUGCAAAUCUCCUCAGUUCAUGUGUCAAGAGGGCAUUUUGA
Messenger RNA from Suillus subalutaceus, 717 nucleotides. RefSeq lists its product as uncharacterized. The record is from RefSeq and is a predicted model, not a curated record. The coding region runs from base 1 to 717 and encodes 238 amino acids. The transcript is spliced from 3 exons. NCBI's taxonomy places the organism in Eukaryota, Fungi, Basidiomycota, Agaricomycetes, Boletales, Suillaceae.